Molecule: messenger RNA, 4872 nt
Organism: Mizuhopecten yessoensis (Yesso scallop)
Lineage: Eukaryota; Metazoa; Mollusca; Bivalvia; Pectinida; Pectinidae
Product: palmitoyltransferase ZDHHC23-like
Exons: 6
Coding region: 99-1496 (465 amino acids)
Biological process (GO): peptidyl-L-cysteine S-palmitoylation; protein targeting to membrane
Cellular component (GO): endoplasmic reticulum; Golgi apparatus
Molecular function (GO): protein-cysteine S-palmitoyltransferase activity
Source: RefSeq, a predicted model, not a curated record
UAUGUAGUGGAGACCUCUGGACAACUCGUACAUAAUGAUGUCUGGGUACCUGUCUGUGGUAAUGGACGACAUCUAAUGUAAAUGUGUGGGGGUUCACGAUGUUGAGGUCAGUGUCGUCUAGGAUACUGGGAGAUACUGGACAUCUUAAGGGUUAUGGAAAAGUUAUGCCUUCUUCCAGAUCUAGAGUGACCAGCACCGAGCCACUUUGUUGUUGCGAGUACGAAAAUAUCAAAGGGGAGAAAAGUCACAUCCUCGCCUGCUGCUGUGACUGUGACGCUGUAGACGAAGCUUGUGACAGGUGCAUAACAUGUCAGAGAGUCCCUCCGAGGAUGCAGGCUAAAAUCUUAAAAACUAUCAAUGACCGAUGUCGAAUCCCUGGGAUUUUCGGACACGGGGCCACGCAGCUUCGCCUUGACAUUAUUGUUCCUUUGUUUAUUGUUCCGUUAAGUGUCCUCGUAGCCACAAUGGGACCAAUCAUGACAGUGUUGUCGUUGACGUUCAUGCCGCUAUUUAUGUUGUUUUUUUACCGAACAUGGCGGCGAAACACUGAAAAGACACGGACACCUUUCUUUUUUGUUUGGGGUUUGGUCUCAGUCAUAUUGAUGUUUGUAACUUUUCAAAGUUUUAUAGUCGCGUUUCGUGAGAUUCUGUUAUGGGAAAACAUCCUAUUGACCACAGCCUUUUUUGGUAUGUUGUAUUACAUGAGUCAGGCCAAAUAUAACAGUCGAUCCUUACGUCCUCACACAACAUACCAACGUCUUCGAAGGGAAGACGUUUAUAACUCAAACAGGCUGCAUGAAAACCACUCUAGUGCAACACAGGAAAAUUCUAAGGAUUAUACACAAGUGACUAUAGACAAAAACGUUGGUAGUAGAGGGAUGUCUCUGGAUGAAAUCACUACUGCAUCAUUACCGGAGGAGCAAGUCACAUGGAUAGAUUCUCGACCAAUCAAGGAUGGGAAAUUGGUUACCUGGUGUGCAGAUUGUGAAAUCAAAAAGCCGUCUCGCUCUGGGCAUUGUACUGUGUGUAAAGCUUGCUUUGCUGUGCGUGACCAUCACUGUGUAUGGAUAGACUGCUGUAUCACUGCUCACAACCAUAGACAGUUCAUGGCUGCCAUGAUGCUGUUUGUGUUCUGUGGGUUCUACGGAGUACACCUCACCCUGACCACGGUGUGCACGCCACAACUGUACUAUGGCUGGUUCUUGCUGCCAAACGACUGUAGAUUUUUAUAUAUUGAUUUCCAGACUGCGGUGAGCUUCGUCAGUGGUUUAUAUUGUCUGCUGGCUGCUGGUCUGAUGUCCUGUAAUCUACUUUAUCAGAUCAUUCUCAUCUCGCAGAACGUCACGUCUCAGGAGAUCCAUAUGGCCAACAAACGAAAACUAACCAAAUGCUACGGCCUUAAGGCCACAGCAAACCUACAUGAUAGAGGAAUAUUCAAAAACAUCCUACUAUUUCUCACCUCAAAGAGGAACAGCAUUGGUUUGAUAAAAAUAUAGAAGAGUUAAUUGUUUAAGCUGUCUUAAUGUUAUAUAUAUGAUAAAAGUAUAGAAGAGUUAAUGGUUUAAGCUGUUUAUAUAUAUGAUAAAAGUAAAGAAGAGUUAAGGGUUUAAGCUGUAUUACUGUUAUAUAUGAUAAAAGUAUUGAAGAGUUAAUGGUUUAAGCUGUCUUACUGUUAUCUAUGAUAAAAGUAUAGAAGAGUUAAUGGUUUAAGCUGUCUUACUGUUAUAUAUAUGAUAAAAGUAAAGAAGAGUUAAGGGGUUAAGCUGUCUUACUGUUAUAUAUGAUGAAAGUAUAGAAGAGUUAAUGGUUUAAGCUGUUUAUAUAUAUGAUAAAAGUAAAGAGGAGUUAAGGGUUUAAGCGGUCUUACUGUUAUAUAUGAUAAAAGUAUUGAAGAGUUAAUGGUUUAAGCUGUCUUAAUGUUAUAUAUAUGAUAAAAGUAUAGAAGAGUUAAUGGUUUAAGCUGUCUUACUGUUAUAUAUAUGAUAAAAGUAUAAUGGAGUUAAGGGUUUAAGCUAAAUCCAAAUGUAGAUUUAGUUUUAAACUCAACACAGGACAGGUUUUCUGUGGCUUUUGGUGUAUUUUAUGUCACCAACAGUAAAAGUGAAAAUUUUGCGGAAACAUUCACAUUUUUGCAUAUUGAGUAAAUUAACACGGAAAUAUCCACAUGCAAAUAUAAUUUAUAGAUAGAUGAUAUAAUACAUACCUGUCGGUAAAUAGAAUAUAUAGAUAUAAGGACUAUUGCCAACAUGAGUACUUUCCACAAACAAACAUUUUCUCAUUUGUAGAUCGAGUGUUACACAAUAUUAUUUUUCAGAUCUCGCAGGUGAAAAACAAACUCAUAGAUUCUUUUUAUUUUCUUCUGAAAUUUUAAUAUUGUUGAUCAAUAUCUUCAUGAUUCACCAAAAACCUCCGUAAUGUCGAGGGUCUGAUAACAGUUUUCAUCUUUAUUCCAAAAAGUCUAAAAAUUGUGAAGGUACUUAAAUUUGCAUUAUGCAUUCAUGAACAAAUUGUGAUAUUAAAUCCCUCAGGAAAGAUAGCUGCACAUGUAAGCAACCUUCACACGUUGGAAAUGUUCGGUAGCUGCUACCCUGUGAUCUCUGCUAUAGCUCACAGUCUACACCUAUACAUACACAUUGGACGUUCAUUGUAUGAUAAAUUUUACGUUUUUACAGCAAAAAUAUUGUUAUGUAGCUGUUAUUGUUAAUCAGACAUGUUUAAACAUUGAAAUCCUGUCAACCAGUUGUGACCAUUUGUUGUGACCAGUUGUGACCAUUUGUUGUGACCAAUUGUGACCAGUUGUGACUAUUUGUGACCAUAUGUGACCAGUUGUGACCAUCUGUGACCAAAUGUGACCAGUUGUGACCGUUUGUGACCAGUGACCAAUUGUAACCAGUUGUGACCUGUUGUGACCAUUUGAAAGCAGAAUUUCCAUAAUUUCAUGUACAUAUCUUUAUAAAAAUCUUAGUUCUUUUAAAAGGAUAUUUAUUUUUACUGAAGUGUAUCUGUUACAGUUCUGUUAAGUACUGUUAAAUAUUUGACAAAUGUGUCCCUGGUUGCAUGCCUUCCACAUUAAAAUCUUAUUUAUCUUUAUAGUUAUAUAUAGGGCCCCUUGCCUUGUAAUGUUUGACUUCAUUAUGCAAAAAAUAGUCCAGAGGGCACCUGCCUUACAUUGUUUUAAAUGUCAUAAGUGAGUCGUCCAGCCUUAUUAUAUCUGAAGAAUUAGUCCCUUUGAGGGAAACCUGGCUGCCUUAAGAUGUUUAUAAUAUAGAUGAUAGGACACCGGCCUUACAAUGUCCCAAGUCUAAUGAGCAUGGUUAAAACAUACAAAUGUGUUAAACUGUUGUCACUUAUAAUUUGUAACUAUAUGUCAUAUUUUCAUCUUAAAAUGCUCAUACAAUGUCAUUAUAAAUAAUGAAUAUUUUAGCAAAUAUUGUUUUUGUCCUAUAACACACAUUUCUAUUGCUGACAAACUUACGUCAAGCCCUACAGAACUUGAUUAAAUUUGUCAUCAAAUAGCAAUGUGUGUUAUAGGACCAUAAUAACGUUUGUUAACAUGUUCAUUGCUUAAGUAAAUCAACGUGAAAGGAAGUAGUUACAUUAUAGCAUAUUGACAAUUGUGUAACUAUUUAACCCUUUCACCACUGUAGACCAUAAUGGACUCAUCCAGAUCAAUGCAUGGUAAUGUCUACAAAAGUUACAUAGGGGUGAAAGGGUUAAUAUUUAAGUAAGCAGUGUGUUUGUUUUGUACUUUUAUAGAAUAUUUUUGGAAAACCCGGGUUUCGGGCCAUUCAUGCUUAUUUUUAGAUCUAUAUAUUUUUUUUUUCUUUUCUAAAUUUAGGCCAAGGUCCUAAUAAAUCUUGAGAAAGGCUGCAAUAUAUAUAACAGUUUAUACAGUAGAUACACUGUACCACUAUGAUUCCACUGACUACAUGUUUCGUGUAAAACAAUUACGGUAAAGAGGAAAUUAUCGUAGAGAGGAAAUGCUCUUGUGAUCCCAUUGAGAAAAUUAGUGCGAAAAUAGAUUAGAGAUGUAAGAAUCCUUCUGAAAGUGAUAAUUUUUGCACUGCAAUAAGUUUUAGGAGUCGCGUAACAGAUCAUUAUCCACAUGAGAGAAUUUCCACUCUUAUGGUAUUCUAAACAUUCGCAUAUCUCCCCCAGGUUUUGUCCGAACCACUUCAGGUAAAGCUAUCGGACAGUGUACACGAUUAUUGUUAGCUUAUUUUGUAUAAAUGGUGACCAUUGAUAUUCUGUCAUGUUGAUUAGCGUGUAUCAGGAAUUAUUGUUAAUCUAAUGCAAAUGUGAUCUUUCUCAUAAAACUGUAUAAAAAAUGUGAUUUAUUUUUAAUUAUAUAGGUAAUUGUAUAUAUUUAUUUAUAUAUAAGAGCUGCUAUCUUGUUUUGUGAUAACAGAACUCUGCCCUGUGUGAUGUUUUGUGUUACACUCUCUGAGGGAGUGAUAUUGUGCCUAGAAGAUAAAAUGUAAUACAUUCACAUUGAAUUGUGUUAAAAUGCAGCUGUUAAAUAAGGUCAUUUUCUGCUUGGGAAAUGACAUUCUAUUUAAAGUGGAUGUUUCUUGAAUGUGUAAUAUUUUCAUCCUGUUACCACCAUUCAUAUAUAGAUUUGUUCAUGUUAGCAGUUAUUUACCAUUUUACAUUCCAAAUGGGUCAUUUCUAACAUUCAACUUGGGUCAUUACUUAUACAUUCCAUUUGGGUCAUUGCUUUCAUUCCGCUGAUUCCAGUUGGGUCUUUAUUUUCAUUUUUGCCAAAAUAAAGAUUUCGGGUUUUCGCCCUACACGAUGAUGGCAAAUUCAUUUUUAGCUCACCUUCCCGAAGGGCAAGUGAAGCUUAUGUCAUGGUGCGGCGCCCGUCGUUGU